CAACGGAGAUUCCAACACCGCCGAGCCUUCAAAUGGUUUAGAGAAUCCCCUAGUACCAAAUACCGAAGUUGAGAAUAACAGAACCAAUGUUGAAGAUUCGAGCAAUGUGGUGAAUCGAAGCAGUAACAUCACCAACUCUCCACCUCCAGGUUAUGAGAAUAUCAUUUUUGAAGCCAUAGAGGAAACUGAGACUCCAGUUGCUAUUGAAACCGAGCAAAUAACAGAAGAGACUAUCCCAGAAGAAGAUGUUGUAAUGACAAUGAAGGAUGCUCCAGUAGUUGAGAAUCAUGUAGUAAUACACGAAUAUCCCAAUGCAGGGAUUGUUUGUGAGCCUCCAUUUGGUGCUCAACUCCCGUAUCAUGUGUAUGUUGGUGGAUUCAGCGUUCCUACUGGGUAUGCCAACAUGUAUGAGAAGUUGUGGAAAAUGUAUGGUCAUAUUGUUGUUGCCAGGGAUCCUGAUCGUAGCUACUUCUUGACAAUGCAAUUGGGAAACAUAUUGCAUGUUAUAGAUGACAUACGAACCAGGGCCAGAAGUACUAUUACUCGAGAUGUACUCUUUGAUUGGGAGUACAACUUGGAGAAUUCUGAGAGACUUGGCUUUAACUUGAAGUGGCUUCGUCUGAAGAUCAACACUAUCAAGGAUGCAGUAGUGAAGAACAUCACUUUUACUAGUAAUAGUGUGAUGGAGAAAAUGACCAAGAUUGCUGAGCUGACCAAAAAGCUGGAGUUGGAGAGAGCGGCUUUGCAAGUUUUGGAGAAUGCUGAGAAGUAGAAAUCAUAC
Papaver somniferum (opium poppy) is the source of this 781-nucleotide messenger RNA. RefSeq lists its product as uncharacterized. The transcript has 2 exons. The coding region runs from base 254 to 772 and encodes 172 amino acids. The record is from RefSeq and is a predicted model, not a curated record. NCBI's taxonomy places the organism in Eukaryota, Viridiplantae, Streptophyta, Magnoliopsida, Ranunculales, Papaveraceae.